This is a messenger RNA of Peronospora matthiolae, 360 nucleotides long. Lineage: Eukaryota; Oomycota; Peronosporomycetes; Peronosporales; Peronosporaceae. The record is from the annotation of a GenBank genome assembly.
AUGAUUAAUGGCGCACCUGUGAUUUUCAAAUCGAAGAUGCAGCAGAGCGUGGCACUGAGCACGGCAGAAGCAGAGUAUAUGGCACUUUCUCUGUGUGUGCAGGAGGUUCUGUGGACAAGAAGUCGACCCAAGGAGAUGCAAGUGCAGAUUAACUAUGCUGUCACAAUUCACGAAGACAACCAGAGUGCAAUCGCUAUCGCUAAGAACGACGGCUAUCAAACUCGAGCGAAACAUAUCGACACCAGAUACCAUUUUGUGCGCAAACAGGUGAAAGACAAGAUUAUCGACCUGCAGUUUACUGAAAUCAAGUCACAGCAGGCAGAUUUUCUGCCCAAAAUCGAUUUCGACAAAGAAGUUUGA